AUGUGGUCGCCAGCUUUUUCGAAAAUGUUUACCUCAGACUUCAGCGAAAAAACAGCUAAAGAAGUGCCACUUCCGGGGAAGAUAGCGAACGAAAUAAGAGAAAUGCUGCUGGCAAUUUAUCCAACGUCCGCCAAAGGGAUCGAUGACGAGAACUACUCGUUCCUGUUGGAUCUUGCAAGGGAAUAUAUGAUGGAGAAGCUCACCGAGAAAUGCGAAGACUUCCUAAUUCAUAAGUUACGUUGGCCACGCCAGCAACACUCAUCUCAGUGCUUAGACCUUCUUGUUACUGCACAGUCAUACGAUCUGGAGAGGUUGCAAGAGGAAUGCAUCAAAAAUGCACGUAAUCUAAGCCGCCGGGAACUUAAUAGUCACUCAAAGCGCGAUAAAAUCCUUUUGCCAAACUAUAAGAAAUUAGUCGAUGGGAUAAUGGAGCGAAUGGAAAAUAAAAUCAUGGAACUUCAGCGCAAUAGUAGCGGAUUUGGACUUUAUUAGUAUCCUUUGAAAGGGAUUUGAAGUCUGAACUGGAAAGCGUCAGUCCUUCCGCAAAAUUACAAAAAAAUUAGUAUUCCUGUAGAUGACAGUUUAUGACAAUUGUAUUAUUUUUAGAAAACACUAGGUAGGGCCCUUCCUAUACGUACUGUAAACGGAUCUAGCUCUAUCUCCAACCAUUUUCGACAAUUUCUUUAUGAUCUAAACACGUUUCGAAGCUCUGCGAACACUGCACAAUAACCUCGCAAUCCAUCCCAUAAUGUUAGUCCGUAAACUACAUUAAAUAACACUACAUAAAGUAUGCCGGGUUCAAUCCUGCCUGUUGGGCGACUGAAUGCCAUAAUAAAAGGUUAAACUGAUCAAAAAAAAAGUUUUCGUCUUUGCAAUGGUAACCACGUCAUUUAACAAGAGUGGAAAUUUCAAAAUUUCUCAUAAAUCAUAACAAAGGGCAGUCGAUAAAUUUAUUUCUCCAUGGUUAAAUGAAAAACCAAGAGUAACAAAUAUCAAGCAAAACAGAAACUGAAUUUUCGAGCGAAUUUCAGGCUUACCCCCGCUCUAAACCAUGUCUUUUUCAACAAUCUGUUACCGAUAUAGAAAACUGUAAUAUAUGAACAGAACCAGAAGUGUGACAUCUACUUCCUGUUUGUUUGUGGAGGGCUGGGUCAGCCACGGAGAUUGUUAAAUCAGUCAGCCAAAGUGUAGGAAUCUCCAGGGAGGAGGAAUCUUGCAAAACGUUCCCCUGGUUGAUAACCCACUAAAGGUUACCCUAGAAACAUUACAGCCUCUUAAAAUAACCUUAUCAAACCCCUUUGAGCACCUGUAAAACAAAAAUGAGCUCAGCGACCUGAAUGGUUUCAAAUCACUGAAUUACAACACGAGAAAUCUUCACGGUUAACACAGUUCAGAGCCACCUUACUUAACCGUGUUAUCUAAACGACUCUCGAUAAUGCGGUGGAAGCAUUGCAAAACUGAAAACACCAAUGACUAUUAAAAAAUGAAAUAAUAGUGAAUCUAUAUAAAAUGUUGAAGUGAAUUUAUAAAUCUUUUAUUCGAUGGGUUAACACAUAUCACAUAAUACGCACAGACAGUUUGUGUAUAUCCUCGCCUCAGCAGGGAUCGGAAAAUUACUAAGUAACCAUAGACCGGCGGGGAAAAAGCGUUUGAUCCUGUGCUAUGUAAAAGUAAACAAUUUUACGAAUUCCUCAUUGCAAAAAAGGGAAUAGUAUCAAGGGGCUUCAAUAAAUUGAAAAAUGACUUUGACUUAGAUGAUAUUACUGUGUCAAAGGUUUUUCUCAAUUUGCUGUCAGUUUCAUCGGAAACCUUUAUUAGAAGCUUUCAGUUAAAACUGUUGGAUGAUAUCGUUUUUACCAAUAAGCGACUAGCUAAGAUAGGUUAUGUUCUACACGAUACCUGUACGUUCUGCAAAGUGGAAACAGAAACCAUCUAUCACUUAUUCUACGAAUGUCCUUUUACUCUUCUCUUUUGGGAAAACUUUGAAAACUUCUGGUUGUACUUUCAGGUAAAAGGGAAAAAUUCACCUUGCAAGAUGUAUAUAUCGGUAAAUUAGAAAAAUGUGAGUUAUUGAAUUAUCUUAUAACUCUUGCAAAAUUGCAUAUAUGGCAAAGUCGAAAACAAGAUAAAUUCCAGAAUGUGAAGUUUUCUUAAAAUAAGUAGACGUCAAAUAUAGAACUGAGAAAUACAUUGCUGUUAAAAACAAUACGCAGAAACAAUUUCAGGCUAAGUGGUUAUUAUAUAGAUGGCACUUAUUUAUAAUAAAUAAUAGUUUACAAAUAUAAUUAUAGAAAUUGUUUAAAAAUAUAAAUGUAAUUUAUAAUUAAUAAUAGCUUACAAAUGUAAAUAGAGUAUACUGAGAGUCUUGUAAACACUUUUUUAUUUUCAAAAUGGCAAUAAAAAAUGUGGAAAAAAAAAUUAACCAUAGACCGAGAGGGCCUGCAAACGAUUUAAACUUAAUAAUGUCUAUUUUGAGCUUUUUAUGCUAUUUUAUUCAAAUUAUCUCCUUCAUCUAUUGAUACACUCACAGACGUGACACUGGCAGGGAGUUAAGUAGCUUUCGCGAACAAGCUCCCAUAGUUUCAGCUCCGAGGUACUUGAACGUGACCAAAAAGUUUCGAUCGCAACCCUUUCACUACAGGAAAUUCAGACCAAAAGAAAAACAACGCAUAUUAAUGCUGAUCGUUGGUUCGACGCCUUUAAAAAGAUGGAUUUAAAGGUCUUUCAGGACAAAAGCUGGUUUUCAAUAACAUAACUUGUGACCGGAACGAUGGCUUGGAGCUUGUUCAGACAGUCUCAGACUUGUAAACGUGACCUUUGCCAACAUCUAACGAGCUGCAUACCUCACGUAUCCAAGUCCAAAUUAUUUGAAACGGUCUGAAAUAUCAACCUUUGUCUGGCAAUAUAUGUGUUUGGCACUGAAAUUAGGAAGAAGCGCUCGGUGACACAUGGUGUCUGAAAACAUGUGUAUGGCACUAAAAUUAGGAGGAAACGCUCAGUGAUCCCUUUACAUAAUACGAGCACGUUUUUUUUUUUUUAGUUCAUUAAGAGCGACAUGGUGUCUUGUUCAAUACGAGUAAAUAGAAAAUUCAAAGGGUUCAUGUUUAAAGCGCCUAAGUAUAUUUACUUUAUUCUUGCUUAGUUUUGAUUAAGUGAAAUCCUUUUAAGUCUUUUCCUAUUGAUUAGAUGAGCCGUCUAAUCCAUGGAUUUUCAACUGUAUCCUGUAAGAAGUCUUUCCUCACCUAACCGAUCCUUACCGAAAUUACGCGUUCGACUUUCAACCGCUCAGUUACCCGGUGCAAAAUUCAAGUUGAGGUAGACAAUAGUUCUUGUUUUAUGGAUCUAAAAAUAGUUUUCCAGGGAAAAUUCAGGCUCUUGCCAUGCAAAGCCCAUCAAAUAUUAUACUAGGAGUUAGUUCCCCCCCCCCCCGUGUCCCUUGCAAGGAAUACCCCAGUAUUCCUGCUAACUCAUAUCCGCAGAACAUAUUGCAAAAUGACUGUCAGAAAAUCAAUGACAGUCUUUGUGACUCAUUUCACAUCCACUAUAGGUUCUUGAACAUUUUAAAACCGGGCAAUCCUCACGGAAAGAUAAGGAAAAUGUAAUUACAUGUAUCUUGUUUAGUCUCAUACGACCCAAUAACGUCAUUCAUGGAUGUCUCUCACUGAUCUCACUCUCACAAAGAUUGUUGUAUCAUUUUACGGUAAAAAUAAUGUAAAAGUUGGCCUUCAAAUCAAUUAAAAGAAACUGCAUGAUUUUCAGAGCUUAAACACUGUGUUCUUACAUUACUUAGAUACUUAGUGCCGGUGAUCUCGUGCUUCCGGAAGACCAAAUUGGGUAUUUCAACACAGGGUAUUCUCUCUUGAUAAUUCACAAUCUGUUGGAGAUAACAGAUUUUUCAAAUAUUUCACCCCAGAGAGACAUCAGGAGAAAAAAACCAAUUUUUUCAGACCUUCAGGUGGAAUAUUCAACCCCUAAGCUUGAAUAAGAAAUAAAUCAUACCCACGGUUGCUUUGUUUACAUCCGCAUGGAUCUCAAGCAACGAGUUUUAAAAUAUUUAAAAGAAAUAUUUACUGAAGUCCAUAAUACAUCCGUUUCAGCGAACACUCACUUUCUUUUUUUAAAUGUCGAACAUGUCUGGUCCACGACUUAAAAAUUCUCCUAAAUGCUGACAACCAUUUUCUCACUUAGCACAUGUAGUGGAGAGAAUUUCUUCAACAUCACAUGCAAUACCAACUCGAUGUCAUCUAAAUAUCUUGGUCGUUAUUGUGUCUCUACCCUGUCAAUCUGCUCUUUAUCAAGUUCUUGAUUGAAUCACGUAAACUGUGGCGGAUCCUAGACCUCACGUUCAAUCCAAAAACCUAAAAUUCUUGAAUUUUCCGAGUCUCCACCAGGAGCUGUGUUGUGGCCGAUAUGCAUUUAGUUGGAAGAAAAAUUAGAAAUUAUCAAAGUUGUUGCGAUCAGCACGUGUAGUUGAUCUAGUUUCGCUACCAUCUCUUCUUUAAUUCAACCUCGUUUUGUUAACUGCUGCAUCUAAUGGAGCGCUCUAAUUGCAAACUGUAAACUUGUCUGUUACUGUUUAAAUCUUACUGACUUUUCUCAGAAUCUAAAUCGUAAACUUACCUUUAAAAAAAACCCUUGAAAAAAACUUAAUUAAAAAAAAAGUUAUCGCUAAAAAACGAGAUUUUCAAGGCUUCUAUGCAAAAAAAAAACGCAAUAAAAAGCAAACGUGAUGUUCGAUCAUCUUUCAAACUGUUUCAUUAUGCUAAGCUGUGACAUCACUGACUCAGAGAUAAAUUAUUAAAAAAAAAAAAAAGAAUCUAAUGUAGGUUUUUUCUUUGUUUUUAAUACCCAGAGAGGAGACUCAACCAUAAGUUUUAUCACAACUCCAAACAUAAAAACAUCAUAAAAGAAUUCACUUUAAAGUAAUUUGAAGAAAACAAAUUCUGAAAUACUUAGCACUAGCUUCCGUGCGACAAAAUGUGUUACAUGCAGUCACGUGCGUCUUAGCACAUGAGUUGAUAUUGUAUGCAGGACACGUACGGCCACUAAUGUCAGAUAAAUUAGUUUGAAUAACUAGCCAUUGCUGACCUGUCAGCGCUUCACUAUUUACAACCGUCGCUCUGUACGUGCAUAUAGAAGGAAACAUCCGAAAUAAGCGAUCGAGCAAGCUUAUAAAAGCGAAAAGGAAAAAGAUUUCCCACUUAUUUAGAGGUGAAGAUUUUCAGUUUUUAUUGUAAUUUCGAAUUUUGUAUUUUGAUCUUUAAAAAUGCAACAUCACAAAAUCGUCCUCUUCUGCUCCAUGUCGAGCUUUAGUUUUUCCCCGUUGUAGACUAAACAAAGAAGCGAAACUUUCACGAAUCUUUUGUACACGAUCACCUACAUCUUUGUUUACUUCCAUGUUUGUACGCCUAAUUUCUUUCCUAAUUCUCAUUGCCAUGAAGAAAAAAACUGAACAAACCGUCAAGAGAUUCGAAUCUUUUAGCUGAAAAAAUCAGCAUCUUUUUACCAAUACCUUGAACUGAGCCAAGAGAAUAAUAUUUAAUUCAUUUCCAAGAGUGGAAGGGAGACGCGAUUCUUUGCGGUAUGACUCUGUUCUUAAAAAUAGAGUCAUAUGGAGUCACAUCUACUUAAAAAUACCACUAUAUUACUUGGUGAAUUAACUAGUUCAUCACAUGCAUGCCUUGAGGCGAUUCAUUCGAAGCGGACAUACGGAAAACUUAAGAGAAGACUUCUCGAAAAAAAAAAAAAAAAAAAAAAAAAAAAAAAAAAAAAAGGAAUUUUGAUAACGCAGACUUCCUAUACUUAUCUUCUGCCAACACAUUCUCAGUCAUUUUCAACUUACACUGUUUUUACCACAACCCUUCCAUGUGUCUUCCCUGACGCCCGCGGUUUCCAAUCGUCUUAAUUAUGCACAUAAUCAUCUUUAGGAAUCUAUCUAUUCAUCCUCUCAUGAAGUAUUUAGAUAUUCUUAACACUCUCACACACCAGAGCGAUUGUUACAUUUUUUAAAAGAACGCGUAUGAAAUUUAUAAAUGACUUUAAAGACGUGCCAUACGUCUAAACUUUGUCCAAACUUCACUUAACAACCUUUAAAGGCUGUCACACUUGCGAUAAAGAAAAGCUUUGACUUUGAAAAUUAUUUCAAUUCGCGGUUUUUUCUAAAUAUCUGCUUAUUUUCCGUUGUACCUCCUCUAGGUCGGUGUUUAGUUUUCAUUCGUUUGAGGUAAAGUUUUGUCUUUGUUUUGUCCGUUCAUAGACUAACGACGAUUGCUUUUCUUAUGUUUUUCCUGUAAUAACUGGUGGAUACUGUCCAAGUUUGGUCACAAAACGUGUGAGGAGGAAGUCGUUACAUCCAUGGAUAAGCCGAUGGAGGCACCGAUUGAAUGAAAGUGAUUUAUUCCUCACCUGCGCGAAAAUAUCCUUAUUCUUCCUGUGCUUUUCGUCAGGUCCACAAAGGUUAGUACUUACUUACGCUAUUUACUCUAUACCACAAAGGUCUGUGGUUUUAUUUUUUUUUUUGGGGGCUUGUUCUUGAAAGAAAGAGAAGCCAACGAACUGCCAGGUUUGUGGUAGCUUGCAAGACAAGCCCCAUAAAAAGUCUUUGCAAAAUAAAAUCUUGGGCACUGAAAAAAGCCAUAAUUUUUAGAUCAACUCGUGUAGCAACUCAAUCGCACAACUUCUGUGGUUCUUUCGAAAAACCAUCCGCAAAUUGCCGGACCGAACGGACUCCAGCUACGCCAAGCUAUGUGAAUGCAAAAGAAGAAAUAAUUUAAAAUGAAGAUAUUACGGUUCCGCAUACAGGCUGGACCAAUACAAAUAUAUGCACUUAAUCACUGGAUUUGUGCUGAUUGGGUCUGAUUACUGAUCGUUAUCAUCGUCAAUGGCGGCGGUUUUAUCCGAUGAUAUGUAAAUUAGCUAACCCUAAGCCUAAACUUUUUUUAUAUUCAAAGAAGGGAUCACUGUUUGCAUUUUUCGGUUGACCAUUUUCUGAGAAUUAGCCUUAUCAUUUAGACUACACCAACCAAACGAAAUCACUUAUUUUUGCAUCGUUAUUGUUGAUCUGGUUGCCAGUAUAUUUGAUAUCAUUUUCAAAUUGAUAUCAGAUAAAUUCAAAACCAUGCUUACGAUUGAAUUCUUAAGCGUAGGUGUUACGACUUCAUAUUACUCUGGCUGCAAGUUCAUAUAAACUAGACCCUUAAGAUGAAAUGAUUUUUAAUUAACCCUGUAACUUUCAAGAUCUUAUUGUUAAUUCCCCGCUCUAAUUGCCUUACAUUUCCUUGUAAAUUAGUGACAAGAAUUUGGUGUUAGAUUAUAAUAACAACUUCUAACUGCUAAAUGUGAGUAUUCACAUUACCUGUUUGCUGGAUAAUGUAUGGAUAUUAUGGGAUGAAGUAACAUGAAAAUCAAUCCUGAGAGUUUAAAUUUUAGUCAAUCUCUUCAGAAAACUCACGCAAUGUCACGCAAUGCUCCUUCCGAAGAAAUGAUGGCGUGAUUGUUGCGUGACAUUCUAAAAAAUGAGUGCGAAGGAGAAGAGGCGCGUGAUAAUGAUGAUAGAACGUGGUUGCCGUUGGCAUAUAUGGAGGACAAUUCAUGAAUAUGAUAGGUUUUAUUCCCUUUGCUCUGCCGUUUGGAAUGAAUCCUCACACGAGUUCAGCUUACAUCGGAGAUGAUUGGACUUUUGAUUCUUCUCUAAGUUCCAGCUUUAGAAUUUGCUGGCUUUUCGUAAAGAUGACCUUGUUUCCAGAUUUAGUACAAUACUCAAACAGCUGCACAUAUAAGGAGAUUACUGAGAUACUUGACAACCUAAUUAGCCAAUCAAUCCAGCAGUCCCAAAAUCAUUUCCAAGAAUGACGACGAGCAAAGGCAUAAUUCAAAUGAGAACAAAUCGAAAUAACCACAUUGAAAUGUAGCAACUGACAGUGGGUGGUGAUCAACAUUUUUGAAUGUAAGUUUUCAUUUUGUAAAUACAUCAGGUGUAUUCGUUCCUUUUCCAGCUCAAGAUAUCUCUGUUAAACUUUUCUUGCAACGUAAAAGACCGUUAUAUAACAAGCCUGUCAAAGGAGGUUUUCCUUCAUUUUCCUGCAUUGACCCUUAAACCCUAUGAGUGACCAGCGUCUAAUUUCUCCUUACAGUAAUAUUGCGAUUCAUUUAUUAAGUUCAUGAAAAGAGAGGAAUGAUCGCCAAUCUAAGGAGCCUUGAAUUCUUCUAGUAAAUACCAAGAGAAAAGUAUAGAAAAGAGUAUUGAGAAUAUGGAUACUGACGCUAGGGUCCUCAGUUUUCCCUACAGUCAUGAAAUACGUUCAGUGACCGGAAAACUGGGUUUAUUUAGCCUCGUUAUGAAGAUGCAUCAUUUUCUUAGAAAGGCGGAAGUUAAUUUUAUUCUGGCGCUUUCUGAGAAGGCUUGUCAGUUUAGAGAAGUUGUUGAUCAAACCUCUCUGACCCUGAAUAACAAAUACGUUUGUUAGAAAUCGUUGUAUGCACCAUAAAAAUGCAGCAAGAAGGCAAAGCAGUUCAAGAACAUGAACAAGACUUUUCAGAGCCGUGGGAACAGAGCGAUGUUGUUCUACUGGUGGAAGGACAGAAAAUCUAUGUCCAUCGUCUCAUGUUGUCGAUGUGUUCUCCAGUUUUCUCUCGAAUGUUCUCCGCUGAAUUUAAAGAGAAAGAUGCCGAUGAGAUUCCGCUACCCGGCAAGAAAGCUGCUGAAAUAAGAGAGAUGUUGCUGGUUAUUUAUCCGAGUUUCUGCAAACGAGUGACAGACGACAACUUAGAUUUCUUGUUGUCUCUUGCUCGAGAAUACCAAAUGACAGUACUCACACAAAAAUGUGAAGAUUAUCUUCUGUGGGGAAUGGAAAAGAAGAACGAAAUUAGCUCCAUUAUGGAAACCCUAAUCAUCGCCCAAAAUUAUUCCUUGGAAAGACUGAAAACUGAUUGCAUCAAGAAAACGCAAAAUCUUUCCACGGAAGAUAUAAAGAGCCACGAGUUGUACGAUCAAAUCGAACCUCUUUCUCAGAGGAGGAUGGUUGAAUUGCAAAUGGAUAACAUGGAGAAAAAGCUCAGUGAAGCUAAAGCCGAGCUAGAGAAAUCCAACGCAGAGAUUUCAAAGUUACAAGGAAAGAUUAAAGAGAUGAAAAAAUUGGCUUCCGAAGGUUUGGAGUGCGUCGGAUCAAUUGCUGCCAACCUUGGAAAUCACAUUCGUCACGCCAUGCUAAUGAAUUCGAGGUUUCAAGACUUUGCGAUGACCACGGAGCAACAUUUGAAAACCAUUCAGAACGACACCAGCGCUCGCGCUACAUUCAACGGUCGGGAUAAAGUUUGUCUAUCGUUAAAUGAAACAUAUUCUCCUCUGGAAAAUCUCCAAUAUAAGCUUUUGGCAAUCACAAAAGGGUUUAAAUAGAUGCUGCGAAAAAUAUCUAUGUUGGAAUAUUUCGUAAAUUUCAUAAAUAUUUCAUAAAUUUGGCAUAUCUUGUUUGGGCGUUUCUGCCACUACUACGUAACGUAAAUUGUAUUUCCAGACGUCAGUUCAAGGCAAGAUUGGAAUUAUUCGAGAAUCGAAUAUAUUCAAGCCCACAUUACCUUUACAAUAAAUAGCAACUGCAUCCUAUUGUCAAAACAAAAUUGUUUAAAUUUUCGGAUAAAAGUGAUUGAAAGGCUCUAUCUAAGGAGGUACGGUACUGACAUCCUUCUAUUGCAGCUUCUUGCUGAAUAGUACCAGUGUAGCUCUCACUGUACUGAAGUUCAUAGCCAGUCUCGAGCACAUUUAAAAGUGUGGGUAAUUCUGUCUGCAUUAAAAAUGAUUGUCUGGUUAACUGAGACAAACUUGAAUACAACUGAUUUCCAAUAUUCAUUAUUAACACGAGAUCAUUAGCAGAAUUGAUUCCUUGUUUGUUACUGUAAAUCAAGGAGCAUAAACUCAUCGUAACACAUUGUUGUCCUGAAUUCUGUCCAAAUACCAAUUCAUCAGCUUGGCUAUAUGGUGCCAUUAUUGUUUUGCUGGGGUCAAUGUACAUUGGAGUAGGGCCAGAGUUUUUCUCUAUAUCUGAACUCAGUUGAAAUUUACAAUAGUUUGAUGCACGUGUCUGACUUUUAUAAAGACACAUGGGUCUAUUACAAGAAAACAUUGAUAAGUACCGACUUGCUCUAUGCUUCAAUUUAAUUAUACUUUGAUAUACCCUUAUAGAACAAUUAAACAAAUACUUCUUAUCAUGUUUUGUAACUUUAUUUAAUCUUACUCUCGUCGUAUUAAGCUUACAAUCAUUCUUUGUAACUCUUCUAACCUUCACAUAACGACGUAGCCAAGAGGACUUCGGUAUGCUUAGACGAAUACGCUCAUAAACAAAUUCCUUCAGUUUUCUGCCCUUUCUUCUGAGACGUUUCAGAGUAGCUUCUGGUAUUCUGCUAGGUUCUUGAUCACGUCUAAAUACACGGUUGUGUUUACAUGUAAACAUAAUAUGAGAUAACUCGUUUGAUAUAGCAGGUUUCGCUUGAUAUUUCUCAAUAAAAGGUUCACUCGUAAAGGAUCGCUCGUAAAGGAUCUCUUGUAAAGUUCGCGGACCGACCCGUUCCCAAAACGCUCCACAAAUUUUAGUGGGGGUCUACCGCGAACGGUGUGUGACUUUGUAUAUAUAUUGGGCGUAAUAGCCAUUGAAUUUCUUUCGCGUACAUCAAGCAAGGAAUUGUCCACGAAGGCAGCCAUUACUUUAAACCAUGCGCUCUAAGGUUCAUUCUAUGCAUGCGCCUACACUUCACGCAUGCGCUGUAGUGGAACUAUGUGUAUUGACUGAAUGCAAAAAAAAAAAAAAAACGAAGCCGAAUUUAAACCUCGGGCGUUUCCUUCGGAAAGCCCGAGUAAAAAGUUAUUUCCUUCCCGCUAUUAAAUAUAGCAUGUCUUGUUAACGUGUCGAUCUAUGUCGCUGCCUAAUAACCUAAAUUGUGUUUUUGAGCAAGAGUGGAAUCAUUGAGAUCUUGGCUCAAGUUCCAGAUGCAGAUUGCAAUAUCUUGUUUUAUGUUCCUAUUGUUGGUAACAACAGGGUUGACUGUAAGCUUUUAGGAGUCUUAUUGACAUGAUGUGGUAAAUUACUUCACUAUUUAACAAUACACGGAAAACAAUCGUUCUUCAUUACCUCUAUCAUAAAAAAGCGUGUGCAUCAUUGAACAAACCUCUGCUAUAACUGGCAGCUGUAUGUGACUUCCAAUGAUUAGUAAAUAAUGAUAAUAGAAUCAUCACACUUAACAAAACCAAAAAACACUGCUAUUGCAAUACUGAGGUCAUCUGCUGAAGCGAAAGGCCAAGGCAGAUAACACAGUCAUGAGGUUUGAUAAUUCAUGAUAUCAAGCAAAAACCAAAUUCGAUAAUUGUUCUAUAAUAGAUUUUUUAAAAACGUUCAGCCAUAUUGAGUUCUCUAUGAGUUUAAUUCGCAAAAGUUUGAGAACUCUACACGGACAAGGGGCAUGAAAACUAAGGAGACAUUGAACUCUACAUGAUAAACAUAACAUUCGCAGCAGAUACUGGAUUAUCGAUCAUGUCCACUUCACACAUUAUUCUAUAUUGAUUGAAUGUUCUCGACCGAUCGGAUUUUUUUAUAGUUAGUCUAAUGUAUAAUAACACUUAUUAUCUACCCCUAGAAAAAUUCGGAACGAUGGCUUGGAGCUGUUCAGACAGUCUCAGACUUGCAAACGUGACCUUUGCCAACAUCUAACGAGCUGUAAUAGUAUACCUCACGUAUCCAAGUCCAAAUUGUUUGAAACGGUCUGAAAUAUCAACCUUUGUCUUUCAACAUAUGUGUUUGGCACUGAAAUAAGAAAGAAGCGCUCCGUGACGUAUGGUGUCUGACGACAUGUGUUUGGCACUAAAAUUAGGAAGAAGCUCACCGUGAUCCCUUUACAUAAUAUGAGCACGUAGUUCUUUUUAGUUCAUUAAGAGCGACAUGGUGUCUUGUUCAAAACGAGUAAAUAAAAAUUCAAAGGGUUCAUUUUUAAAGCGCCAAGUUUAUUUACUUUAUUCUUGCUAAGUUCUGAUUUAGUGAAAUCCUUUUAAGUCUUUUCCUAUUCAUUAGAUGAGCCGUCUAAUCCAUGAAUUUUCACACUGCACCCUAUAACAAGUCUUUCGUUAUUGAUCCUUGCCGAAAUUACGCGAUCGACUUUCAACCGCUCAGUUACCCAGUACAAAAUUCAAGUUAAGGCAGACAAUAGUUCUUGUUUUAUAGAUCUAAGAUAAUUUUCCGGGGAAAAUUCAGGAACUUGCCAUGCAAAGCCCAUCAAAUAUUAUCCUAGGGGUUAAGUCCCCCCGUGACUCUCCCUUGCAAGGAAUACCCCAAUAUUCCUGUCAACCCAUUGCAAUAUUGCAAAAAAACUACCGGAAAAUCAAUGAGUCUUUGCGACUCAAUCUGCUCUUUAUCAAGUUCUUGAUUGAGUCAGGUAAAUAGUAGGGGAUUCUGGACCUCACGUUCAAUCCAAAAACCUAAAAAUUCUUAAAUUAUUCGAGUCUCCACCAAUUGCUGUGUUGUGGCCGAUAUGCAUUUAAUUUGAAGAGAAAUUGUCAAAGUUGAUACGAUCAGCAUGUGUCGUCAAUCUAGUUCCGCUAGAUUGACAACACUUUCUUUAGUCAACUCCUUUUGUCAAUUGCUGCAUUUAAUGGAGAGCUCUAAUUAUGAACUUUAAACUUGUCUGUAACUGUUUAAAUCUUAUUGACUUUUCUCAGAAUCUAAAUUUGUAAAUCUUAGCUUAAAAAAAAAAUUCCUUGAAAAAAACUUUAUUUCAAAACAAGUUGUUAAAAAACGAGAUUUUUCCAGGCUUCUGUGCGGAAAAAAAGCAAAACAAAGCAAACGUGAUGUUUGAUCAUCUAUCAAACUGUUUCAUCAUGCUAAGCUGUGAGACCACUGACUCAGUGAUGAAUCAUUAAAAAGAAGUCUAAUGAAGGUUUUUUGUUUUUGUUUUUGUUACUAAGAACGGAGACUCGACCAUAAUUUUUAUCACAAUUCAAAACAUUAAAACAUCAUAAAAGAAUUCACUUUAAAGUGAUUUAGAGAAAACAAAGUAAUUCUGAAAUACUUAACACUCGCUUCCGUGUGACAAAAUGUGUUACAUGCAGUCACGUGCGUCUUAGCACAUGAGUUGAUAUCGUAUGCAAGGCACGUACGGCCACUAAUGUCAAAUAAAUUAGUUUGAAUAACUUGUCAUUGCUGCCCUGUUAGCGCUUCACUAUUUACAACCGUCGCUCUGUACACGUAUGAAGAAAGAAACAUCCGAAAUCGGUGAUCGAGAGAGCUCAUGAAAGCGAAAGGGAAGAUUUCCCACUUAUUUAGAGGUGAACAUCUUCGGUUUUUACUAUAAUUUCGAAUUUUGUAUUUUGAUCAUCGCAAAAUCGUCCACUUCUGCUCCUUACCGAGCUACAGUUUUUCCUCGUUGUAGACUAAACAAGGAAGCGAAAGUUUCACGAAUCUUUUGUACAUGAUCACCUACAUCUCUGUGUACUUCCAUAUUUGUACGCUUAAUUUCUUUCCUACUUUUCAUUGCCGUGGAAAAAAAACUGAUAAAGAACUGUCAGGAGAUUCGAUCUCCUUGCUGAAAAAAUCAGCAUCUUUUUACCAAUGCCUUGAACUGAGCCAAGAGAUUAAUAUUUAAUUCAUUUCCUAGAGUGGGAGGAAAAUGCGGUACUUUACCAUAGGACUCUAUUCUAAAAAUAGAGUCAUAUGGAGUCACGUCUACCUAAAAAUACCACUAUAUUACUAGGUGAAUUAACCAGUUCAUCACAUGCAUGCCUUGAAGCGAUUAAUUCGAAGCGGACAUACAGAGAACUUAGGAGAAAAAUUCUCGAAAAAAAAAAAAAAAAAGGAAUUUUGAUAGCCAUAGGUAACAACGCAGACUUCCCAUACUUAUCUUCUGUCAACACAUUCUCAGUCAUUUUCAACUUACACUGUUUUUACCACAACCCUUCCAUAUGUCUUCCCUGACGCCCGCGGUUUCCAAUCGUCUUAAUUAUGCACAUAAUCAUCUUUAGGAAUCUAUCUACUCAUCCUCUCAUGAAGUAUUUAGAUAUUCUUUGCAACCUCACACACCAAUGCGACUGUUGUAUUUUUUAAAAGAACACUUAUACAGUUUAUAAAUGACUUUAAAGACGUGCCAUACGUCUAAACGUCGUCCAAACUUCACUUGACAACUUGUAAAGGCUGUCACAGUUAGGAUAAAGAGAAGCUUUGACUUCGAAAAAUAUUUCCAUUUGCGGUUUUUUCUAUUUAUCAGUUUAUUUUCCGUUGUACUUCCUGUAGGCCGGUGUUUAGUUUUCAUUUGCUUAAGGUGAAGUUUUGUCUUUGUUUUGUCCGGUCAUAGACUAACGACGAUUGCUUUUCUUAUGUUUUUCCUGUUUUAGCAGGUAGAUGGUGUCCAAGUUUGGUCAAAAACCUGUGAGAAAGAAGUCGUUACAUCUAUGGAUAAGCCGACGGAUGCACAGAUUGAACGGGAGUGAUUUAUUCCUUGCCUUCGCGAAAAUAUCCUCAUUCUUCCUGAGCUUUUCGUCAGGUGCACAAAGGUUAGUACUUGCUUACACUAUUUACACUAAACCACAAAGGUCUGUGGUUUUACUUUUUUUUUUUGGUUGUUCUUGAUAGAAAGAGAAGCCAACGAACUGCCAGGCUGGUGGUAGCUUGCAAGACAUGCCCUAUAAAACGUCUUUGCAAAAUAAAAUCUUAUGCAUUGAAAGAAGUCAUAAUUUUAAGACCAAGUCGUGUUGGAACUCAGCAACUCGACUUCUGUGGUUCUUUCGAUAUAUAAGCAAUCCGCAAAUUGCCGGACUGAACGGACACUAGCUACGCCAAGAAAAUAAGUGUCGACUGAUCAUUGAAAGCCACGUGAAUGCAAAACAAGAAAUAAUUUCAAAUGAGGAUAUUACAGUUUCGCAUACAAGCUGGACCAAUACAAAUAUAUGCACUUAAUCACUGGACUUGUGCAGAUUGGGUCUGAUUACUGAUCGUUCUUAUCGUCAAUUGCGGCGGUGUUUUAAAAUAAUAUGUAAAUUAGCCAUCCUAAUACUAAAAUGUUUUAAGUGUUCUCAUUUCCUGUUUGCUGGAAAAUGUAUGGAUAUUGUGAGAAAAAGGAACAUGUUAAUCAAUUCUGAGAGUUUUAAUCUUAGUCAAUCUUUUCAGUAGACACACGCAAUGUCACACAAUGUCACGCAAUGCUCCCUCUUAAGAGAUGAUAGAGUGAUUGUUAUGUGACAUUCCAAAGAAUGGGUGCAAAGGAGAAGAGGCGCGUGAUAAUAAUGAUAGAAUGUGGUAGUCGUAGGCAUAUAUGGAGCACAAUUUAUUAAUAUGUUAGGUUUUAUUCCCUUUGCUUUGCCGUUUGAACUGAAUCUUCAAACGGGUUCAGCUUACAUUGGAGACGAUUGGAAGUUUGAGUUCUGACUUAAGUCUGAGAUAUUGACCUGAGCGCUAUCCAGCGAUCCCACAAUCACCCUCAGGAACAACGUAAAGAAAAGAGUAUUUAGUAUAGGGAAACUGGUGCUGGGGUCCUCAGUUUCCCCGUCGGACAUGAAACAUGUUCAAUGACCGGAAAACUGGGACCGAGAGUUUGUUUAGCCUCGUUAUGAAGCUGCACCAUUUCCUUGAAAGAUGGAAGUUAAUUUUUGUUCAGUCGCUUCCUGAGAAGGCAUUCGAAGUUUAGAGAAGUUGUUGAUCAAAACUCUCCGACCCUUAAUAACAAAUACAUUUGUUAGAAAUCGUUGUAUGCACCAUAAAAAUGCAGCAAGAAGGCAAAGUAGUUCAAGAACAUGAACAAGACUUUUCAGAGCCGUGGGAACAGAGCGAUGUUGUUCUACUGGUGGAAGGACAGAAAAUCUAUGUCCAUCGUCUCAUGUUGUCGAUGUGUUCUCCAGUUUUCUCUCGAAUGUUCUCCGCUGAAUUUAAAGAGAAAGAUGCCGAUGAGAUUCUGCUACCCGGCAAGAAAGCUGCUGAAAUAAGAGAGAUGUUGCUGGUUAUUUAUCCGAGUUUCUGCAAACGAGUGACAGACAACAACUUAGAUUUCUUGUUGUCUCUUGCUCGAGAAUACCAAAUGACAGUACUCACACAAAAAUGUGAGGAUUAUCUCCUGUGGGGAAUGGAAAAGAAGAACGAAAUCAGCUCCAUCAUGGAAACCCUAAUCGUCGCCCAAAAUUUUUCCUUGGAAAGAGUGAAAACUGAUUGCAUCAAGAAAACCCAAGAUCUUUCCACGGAAGAUCUUAGGAGCCACGAGUUGUACGAUCAGCUCGAGCCUCUUUCCCAGAGGAGGAUGGUUGAAUUGCAAAUGGAUAACAUGGAGAAAAAGCUCAGUGAAGCUAAAGCCCAUCUAAAGAAAUCCAACGCAGAGAUUUUAAAGUUACAAGGAAAGAUUAAAGAGAUGAAAAAAUUGGCUUUUGAGGGUUUGAAGCACUUUGGAGAAGUUGCCUCUUGCCUUGGAAAUCACAUUCGUCACGCCAUGCAAAUGAAUUCGAGGUUUCAGGACUUUGCGAUGACCACGGAGCAAUAUAUGCUAACAAUUCAAAAAGACUCCCCGGGUCGCGCUAAGAUGAACGAACGUGAUAAAGUUUGUCAGUCGUUAGGUUUGGCACAUUCUCCUCUAGUAUAUCUCCAAAAUAAGCUUUUGGCAAUUACCAAAGAGUUCAACUAGAUGCUGAGAAAAAUAUCUAUGUUUGAAUAUUUCGUCGAUAAAUUUGUUAUAUCUUGUUUGUGCAUUUCUGCUACUACUACGAAUCGUAAAUUGUAUUUCCAGAAGUAAUUUCUCAGCAAAUUUAAAAUUAUUCGAGAUUCCACUGAAGUUGCUGAUUGCAUUAUCAUGUUGCAGGUAGCAAAACGUUUACUCUAUCCCGUUAUUAAAUGUAGCAUGUCUUGUUUUUGUGUCUCUGUCACCGCUUAGUAACCUAAAUUGUGUUUUCAGUUGGUGAUUUUGAGCAAGAGUGAAAUCGGCAUCAAGAUAUUGGCUCAAGUUCCAGAUUGCAAUAUCGUGUUGCAUGUUCCUAUUGUUGGUAAUACUACACAGAUGAGGGGCUUGGAAACUAGCAAGACUUUGAACUGUAAUAUUCACUGCAGAUACUAGAUUAUUGAUCAAGUCCACUUCACACAUUAUUGUAUAUUGAUUGAGUGCUCUCCACCAAUUAGAUUUCUCAUAGCAAGUCCAAUAUAUAAUAACACUUGUUAUCUACCACUAGCAAAAUGUAGGCCAUAUUUGUCAGAAAUUUCGCAUGGUCUCAUAAAAACCUAGAGAUUGAGCUGCUUAUGCAAAUUUUUUUGACAACAAUAAAGUUGAGAUCACUUA
Messenger RNA from Pocillopora meandrina, 17280 nucleotides. The record is from the annotation of a GenBank genome assembly. Lineage: Eukaryota; Metazoa; Cnidaria; Anthozoa; Scleractinia; Pocilloporidae.